Molecule: messenger RNA, 1278 nt
Organism: Brassica oleracea var. oleracea
Lineage: Eukaryota; Viridiplantae; Streptophyta; Magnoliopsida; Brassicales; Brassicaceae
Product: WAT1-related protein At1g01070
Exons: 6
Coding region: 69-1160 (363 amino acids)
Cellular component (GO): plasma membrane
Molecular function (GO): transmembrane transporter activity
Source: RefSeq, a predicted model, not a curated record
CAUUGGGUCUUAUCUCUCUCUAACACACACACACACACAAACUCACGUAUAUAUUUAGAGAGAGAGAGAUGGGUGAAGAGAUGAAAGGAGUGAGAGUAAUCGAGGAGUGGUCUCCGGUUAUAGUAAUGGUGAUAUCUAACGUAGCGAUGGGUUCAGUGAAUGCACUUGUGAAGAAAGCUCUUGAUGUUGGUGUGAACCACAUGGUUAUUGGUGCUUAUCGAAUGGCUAUUUCCGCUUUAAUUCUAGCUCCCUUCGCUUAUAUCUUGGAAAGGAAAACAAGACCGGAGCUAACAUUUAGGUUAUUGGUCGAUCAUUUCAUCAGCGGUCUGCUCGGGGCAAGUCUUAUGCAAUUUUUCUUUUUGCUUGGUCUGUCCUACACGUCAGCAACUGUUUCGUGUGCUUUGGUAAGCAUGUUGCCUGCAAUCACCUUCACUUUGGCCCUUAUUUUCAGGACUGAAAAUGUAAGGAAUCUAAAGACCAAAGCAGGAAUGUUGAAGAUCCUGGGAACUCUAAUAUGCAUAAGUGGAGCUUUGUUCUUGACAUUCUAUAAAGGCCCUCAAAUAUCAAACCCUCACUCUCACAAAGAAGCUGUUCAUGACCACAACGACAACGAUCAAGACAAAACCAAGAACUGGCUUCUUGGAUGUCUUUACUUAACCAUUGGAACCACGCUGCUGUCUCUAUGGAUGCUGUUUCAAGGGAAUCUAAGCAUUAAGUACCCUUGCAAAUACUCGAGCACCUGUCUCAUGUCGGUUUUUGCGGCGUUCCAAUGUGCUCUCUUGAGUCUUUACAAGGGCAGAGACGCUCAUGAUUGGGUCAUCGGUGACAAAUUCGUGCUUAUUGUCAUCCUAUACGCUGGAGUGGUAGGACAAGCAAUGUCGACGGUAGCAACAACAUGGGGGAUAAAGAAACUAGGAGCGGUUUUCGCAUCAACAUUCACUCCAAUUACUCUUAUUUCAGCUACUCUAUUCGAUUUCCUCAUCUUACACACUCCUUUAUACCUCGGCAGCGUAAUUGGAUCAGCAGUGGCAGUGAUGGGUCUCUACGUGUUCUUGUGGGGUAAGAACAAUGAAACGGAAGCAUCAACUACAUUGCCUCCUCGGGUGGACAACCAAGACCAAAAUGUUAAUAAUGAUAACGACUCUAAGUCGCCCGUUUAAGUUUACGUACUAUUGUUAUUGGCAUAUAUCAAAUAAUUGUUCUAGUGCGAGCGAGAGAAUAUUGUUAUUUGAAGUCUAGAACUCCAAAAAUCAACGCAGAGAUAAGUUGUGAAGUAUG